This is a messenger RNA of Penicillium malachiteum, 2577 nucleotides long. Its product is annotated as putative homeobox and C2H2 transcription factor. Bases 1 to 2577 code for a protein of 858 amino acids. Gene Ontology annotation, molecular function: DNA binding. Lineage: Eukaryota; Fungi; Ascomycota; Eurotiomycetes; Eurotiales; Aspergillaceae. Gene Ontology annotation, biological process: regulation of DNA-templated transcription. The transcript has a single exon. The record is from RefSeq and is a predicted model, not a curated record.
AUGGAGUACUUUGAUUUUGAAGGUGCUUCUUCAGCUCAUGAAUCGAAUCACCCAAGUGACGAUGUUGCUUCGGUUGACCUCGAAUUUGAAGAGGCCGAUGAGCGGAACGCCAACUUCAACUCUCUACUCCACGAUCAGCCUCUAGAGUUCGCCAAUGACCCGCCCAUCCCGGGGACGGCCGAACAAGUGCCAGUGCCCGUCGGCCCCGACCAGGACACCGGAGUCUACCCCAUGUUCCGCGCUGAGCAGCCUUGUGAUUUUUGUCGACGAAUGGGUCUCGACUGCUUUGUUGCCAAACGAGGUGUUAUGCACCAAAACGGUUGCACCUGUUGCAUCUCUCUCUGGCGUGAAUGCAGUUUCACCCACGUCGAAGUUCCUGGCAAGUUUCUUCAAACAUUACAACCAGUGCCAGAGACCGUUUAUAUUCAAAACGGCGGCUUGACUGGUAAAAAAGCACUCAAAUCUGUGUCAUAUGGUGGCUUCAGGGACGAUUCAGACUCGCGAUCCCGAAAGAACAGUUCAAGUUCUCGAUUUUCCCGCAAGGCCAUCAACAUCCUCAAAGGCUGGCUCCGCGACCACAACGAGAAUCCCUAUCCCACAGAAACCGAAAAAGACGAAUUGAAAGAAGACACUGGAUUGAACAGAACACAAAUUUCCAAUUGGCUGGCCAAUGCUCGACGACGCGGAAAAGUUCGACCUGCUAGUGGCACGGAAUCUCCUGUUCCAGGCGCCGUCAACAUCCCCGGUCAAGAUCUGAUGGACAUCUCGCUCAUGACUCCCAUUGAACGUUGGAAACACUCACCUCCUGAGAACGAACCCGCUACUAUAAGUGAUAUUGCCCGUGCUUUGGAAAAUCCACCAUUUGAUCCUUCUCGUCAACGCCUGGCCCAGUCUGGUCACGUGCGGGCCCGUCGCCCUGGAUCUACCAAUGAGUCAAGCCACGCAAGCUCAGACCAUAAAAGAUAUACCGCCUCGGGGAGUAGUCUGGAUACUAGUCACUCAUCCCUGUCUGAUCUUUCUUUUGCUUCUGCAUUCUCACAUCGAUCCUCUCUUGGGUCUUUUGGCUCAAUGGAUCGCAAAGAACGUCGUCGGCGCCGCAAGGCCUCGGUGCCUGUUAAUACUUUCAACCACCAAAAGGCUCGAGCUGUCCGUCCAUUCCAAUGCACCUUCUGCACUGACUCCUUUGCUGCCAAGUAUGAUUGGCAGCGUCACGAGAAAUCCAUGCAUCUGAUCUUAGAUAAAUGGACAUGUUCUCCCCAUGGAGGCGUCACCGAGGAAAACGGGACGCUUCGAUGUGUCUUUUGUUUUGCCAUCAAUCCUGAUCGAGAUCAUCUGGAAACUCACAACUAUCUCAGUUGUCAGGAGAAGUCAAUCCAAGAGAGAACCUUCUAUCGGAAGGACCACCUCAACCAACAUCUUCGCCUCAUGCACAAUGCCAAAUUCCAACCCUGCAUGGAGAUCUGGCAAAGCAGUAUCACUAAUAUCAAAUCCCGCUGUGGCUUCUGCGCAUCUACAUUACACACGUGGAAGGAUCGUGUGGAUCACCUGGCUGGUCACUUCAAAAAUGGGGCCAACAUGUCUCAGUGGAAUGGCGACUGGGGAUUUGAACCUUACAUUCUCGAGCGCGUUGAAAAUGCCAUUCCACCAUAUAUGAUCGAUUACGAGUGGAAUUCACCAAAUCCAUGGACUACCGUACAGGCCCAAGGAGAUGAGAACACUCCUCGAUUGAAUGUACCUCACGAUGCCAAUUGCUACGACCGCCUAUCUCACGAACUUACUGCAUACAUCCACAACCAAACUGCACAAGGAAUUGUGCCUACAGAUCAGAUGAUACAAGCCCAGGCUCGUCGAGUGAUUUAUGAUUGCGAUGACCCUUGGAAUCAAACCUGUGCCGAUAAUUCUGUCUGGCUAGGCAUCUUGAAGCGUGAUACGGGACUCAACUCUGCCGUGAACAAUGAAGCUAUUCAAUACUCUGACCUGGGCUUGCAGCCCCCGUUUGCCGUUCAUGGAGGUCUGCGCAACCCUCCACAAGAAGCCAACGUCCUAGCAAGGGCCAUCUACCCUGGUGCUCUUCCAAGCCCUGCAGUCUCCAGCCCCGGGAUCCAGAGUCCGACGUAUCCGGGAACCGGUUUCUCAUCGGCGGGUCCAAGCGGUCCGGGGAGUCUUUCAGGGAGCUAUGUCGGAAGUGCAGGAAUGAUAUCAGCUGGUGUACCGGCAUUUUCCUCUGAUUGGGGCAGUAGCCUCCCCGGCAACGCUUCGGCCUCCUCCGCUCCUGCAGAGAGGUCUGCUGAUCCUUUGGUGCAGAUGGGGUUCGAUCCAGAGUUCCUGCAACGAUUGAAUGAUAGCUACAGUGAACUGACGCCACAUGAGAUGGAAGGUUUGCCUUUGGAUGAGACUGCAGGCUAUGCAGUCAAUGGGAAACAGAAAUGGGUAGAUCCAGCAUCACAGCCUCAUCCAGUAUUGGGUCUGCCGACACCAAAUGCCAUUAAUCUCAUUCAUUCGAAAGAGGGCGGUCCUCCUGCAUCAGGUGAUAUCCAGCAAGGCAUGCCUGCAUAUCACGACGGUUCUGGGCUUUGA